AUGCAAUGGAUUCCUAUAAUGGUCGAGCAAGCAGAUCAUGUCUUUGUAUUUCAACGAACGCCAAAUUUCAGCAUUCCAUCUCGCAAUGGACCCCUUGAAGCCGAAUACGAACAAUGGUGGAAAUCGAAUUAUGCUGAGUAUCGACGACAGAUCUUAGAAACGCGCUCGGGAUACAUGCCCAAAAACAGCAAGAAUAUCUCAGCAAUGGAUGUUACGCCGGAGGAACGACAAGCUGAAUUCGAGAAAAGUUGGCAAAUUGGCGGUCUUUCUUUUCAAGGAACCUUCAAUGAUCUCUUCUUCAACAAAGAAUCUAACAAUGAAGCAGCUGAAUUUGUACGCAACAAGAUCCGUGAAACUGUCAAAAAUCCUGAAGUGGUCGAAGCUUUAGUUCCACAGAAUUAUCCAUUUGCUACCAAGCGUCUUUGCGUAGACAACAACUACUUCCAGACCUUUAAUCGUGACAAUGUGACACUUGUUGAUCUUCGAAAUGGAUCAAUUGAUGAAAUAACAUCUAAUGGUAUUCGUAUCCAGGAGAAAACCUACGAAGUGAACGAUAUUGUGUUUGCAACUGGAUUCGAUGCGAUGACUGGAGCUUUGCUGAAAAUUGAUAUACGUGGUCGUUCUGGCAAGACACUCCAAGACAAAUGGGGCGAAGGGCCUCGCACAUACCUCGGUUUGAUGAUGGCCGAUUUUCCGAAUUUAUUCGUUAUUACUGCACCUGGCAGUCCGUCGGUGCUGACCAAUAUGGUUGUUGCUAUCGAGCAACAUGUCGAUUGGAUAACUGAAUGUCUCAAGUUUGUUCGUACGCAUCAUUACGAUACGAUUGAACCGCAGGUAGAGGCAGAAACUGACUGGGUGCUUCAUGUUAACGCAGUCGCCAAUUCAACUCUCUAUCCUCUGGCGAAUUCAUGGUACGUUGGAGCAAAUAUCGAUGGUAAACCUAGGGUUUUUAUGCCGUAUAUAGGCGGUUUCAAUGUAUAUAGACAAAAGUGCCAGGAAAUUGUCAACAAUGGCUAUCAAGGCUUUAAGUUUGUAACAGGCAUUCAUUGA
Rotaria sp. Silwood2 is the source of this 1050-nucleotide messenger RNA. NCBI's taxonomy places the organism in Eukaryota, Metazoa, Rotifera, Eurotatoria, Philodinida, Philodinidae. The record is from the annotation of a GenBank genome assembly.